Pecten maximus is the source of this 774-nucleotide messenger RNA. Its product is annotated as glutamic acid-rich protein-like. The record is from RefSeq and is a predicted model, not a curated record. NCBI's taxonomy places the organism in Eukaryota, Metazoa, Mollusca, Bivalvia, Pectinida, Pectinidae.
AUGGAGAAGGGGGAUGCUGAUGAAGAAAGGGGGAAGGAGGAUGAUGAAGAUAGGGAAGAGAACAAAAAAGAUGAAGAUGAGGAGAAUAAGCAAGAUAGGGACGAGGAUGACGAUGAAGAAAGAGUUGAUGAUGAAGAUAAAGAUAGAGAGGUGGACGAUGAUGAAGGUAAAAGGAAGGAGGACGAUGAUAAUGAUGCUGAGGAGGAGGAGGAGGAGGCUGAUGAUGAUGAUGAUAAUGGUGAUGAUGAUGAUGAUGAUGAUGAUGAUGAUGAUGAUGAUAAAGAGGAGGAGGAUAAAGAGGAGGAGGAGGAGGAGGAGGAUAAAGAUAGAGAGAAGAAUGGUCAUGAAGAUGAAGAGGAUGAUAAUGAAGAAGGAAAAAGAACGAUGAGGAAAAUGGAAGAGAACAAAAAAGAUGGGGAGAAUAAGCAAGAUAGGGACGAGGAUGACGAUGAAGAAAGAGACGAUGAUAAUGAUGCUGAGGAGGAGGAGGAGGAGGAGGAGGAGGAUAAAGAGGAGGAGGAGGAGGAGGAGGAGGAGGAGGAGGAGGAGGAGGAGGAGGAGGAGGAGGAUAGAAAGAAGAAUGAUAGGGAGGUGGAUAAUGAUGAAGAUAGUGAGGAGGAGGACGAUGAUGAUGAAAGAAAGAAGAACGAUGAUGCAAAUAUGGAGGAGGACGAUGGUGAAGAUAGAGAAAAGGCAGAUGAUGAAGAUAGAAAGGAGAGGAGGGUGAAGAUACAGAGGGGGAGCUGGAUGAAAAUAGAGAGGGGGAGGAGGUAG